Molecule: messenger RNA, 1324 nt
Organism: Boleophthalmus pectinirostris (great blue-spotted mudskipper)
Lineage: Eukaryota; Metazoa; Chordata; Actinopteri; Gobiiformes; Gobiidae
Gene: snapc3
Product: small nuclear RNA activating complex, polypeptide 3
Biological process (GO): snRNA transcription by RNA polymerase III; snRNA transcription by RNA polymerase II
Cellular component (GO): snRNA-activating protein complex
Molecular function (GO): RNA polymerase II cis-regulatory region sequence-specific DNA binding; core promoter sequence-specific DNA binding; bent DNA binding
Source: RefSeq, a predicted model, not a curated record
CACGUCGCUCGCGGCAAAUUUAACACUAGAACUACAACAAUGGCGGCGAGUGACUCCAAAACAAACAUCCCAGAAUACGAAUGCGUCGAUAUUAACACGAAACCUUUUCACAUCGACUCUUUCAGAAGCGAGUGGCUCAAGCGACUUCACCCGAGCCAAUAUUCUUACGAACAGCCAGACGAUGACGAGUUUGAUGCCCAGUUUGCCAAAGAGAUGGGCAUAGACGAAGGGACUAUGGCUGAGCUCAAGUCCAUCUGCAGCACCGACUCUCUUCUUUGCCAUCCCAGAGACGAGGAGCCGGACACCACCCUCGUGCCUGAAGGUGCAACUCUCGCCACUUUGAUACAUCGGAAAAAGAAACAAGAUUACAAACUUUCUCAGAAAUGUCCAAAGAACAGACACGAGCGUUAUGCAGAUGAACUGGACCGAGUAACAGUUGAGAUGAAACCAGAGAAGACAGAAAAUCUGGUCCCAGAAGGAGAUGUUCUUCUAACCAUAAAUGUUUACUACCCUGCUGUGUUUGAUAAAUUCAACUACUCCAGGCCUCAUAUGACUCUGCUGAUGACCGGCUCGCACACACUGGCAGAGCUCAGAGACGCCAUCUGCUGUGUCAGCGAUUUGCAAGUUGGGGAGUUUAGUAACAACCCUGACCUGGUUCCAGAAUUUGUUAGUAAAGAUCAGUACAAGUCGGCUUUCUUCUAUUUUGAAGGGGUCUUCUACAACGACAUGCGUUUUCCAGAGUGCCGGGAUCUCAGCAUUACAACUAUUGAAUGGGCAAAGACUCGAAAUUUUCCAGCAUUCACCCAGGGGAAGAUGGAGGACACGCGGUUUGUGGAUCUGAAAGUGAAAGUGGGGUUCCCGUACCUGUACUGUCACCAAGGAGACUGUGAGCACCUGGUCAUCAUCACAGACGUCAGGCUGAUGCACAAGAACGACUAUCUGGACAAAAAGACCUACCCUGUGCUCAUCCACAAGGAUCGCAUUGACACGCACAAGUGCUCAGUCUGUCACGUGUACAUCAGCAGGUGGCAUACUUCCAAUGACGAGUUUGCUCCUAGUGACCCGUGUCUCUUCUGUGACAAGUGUUUUCGAAAGCUGCACUACGACACACAAGGAAACAAGCUUGGAAACUUCCUGGCCUAUCCCUAUAUAGACAGAGGCGCCUUUAACUAAUGUCCCGUUUUACUGCUGUAUGUUACAGCGUGUUCCAACUUACAAAUGUUAUAUAGUUAAAUUAUUUUUUCAGUUUGAUAAUUUUGUUGAAUGUUAAGAAUAUUAAAGUUUAUUUUGAAAAUAAAAGCACAAAGGAGUGAACUGAAAAAAC